GAUGAGGCAGAAGCUCCUUCUGUGCUUCAGUCAAUUCAAGACGGAAAUGAAAAUUUGUAAUUUCAUUAAUCAUUUUGGCUGAUCAACCACUACUUAAGCGGAAAGAAAAUUUUAUGACCCAAAAAAGGAUGAAACCCAAAGUCGUGCAUAAAAACAAUUGAUACUCGUGCGUAGAAUACAAUUACUCACAAUUAAAGAUUUGGUUCCAUAAAUUCGCUAACACCGAAAAAAUAAAUUCUAGUUUGGCUCGUACGCAUUCUUGUUCAGCAGAAGCCCUAAUUAAAAGCGACUUUAGAUCAGAUUCAUGAAUCAAGUUUGUGGUGGAAAAGUUUAUAAUAUUUUUAGAGGAAUUAUUGUUCUGUAGGAAAUUUAAUCUUUUCUUUGGCCAAAUCACCCCACCGGCGCCAUGGAUAGAAUUGCCCUUGAAUCAAGAUCUUCAAGCUACGCGUACAACCACAGGUUUGAUUGCACCACAGCUCUUGCGCUCUUCGGUAUGCUGGGACUCAUUGAACUCUUGAGGGACAUAAUAGCGAACGUGAGUGGCAGCUCCACGGCAGCGCCUGCCACCGGCCGCAGGGGGAGGCGCUCCCUGAGGGCACCUGAUGCGUCGCCCCUGCAGGAGGCGCUGCUGGCGGUCACGCCGCUGCUGGACGCAGUGAUGGAGGUGCACGACGGUGAGGUCGAGACGUCGUGUCUGCCACAGGUCGCAUGCCGCACCGCACGGCAGCUCGCCGGCUCCGGCGACGUCACUGCCAAUAUCCUAGCCAAACUGUCUGUUCAGGUCGUCGGUGCUGCCGUGCUGCGCGACGCUCCGUCGCUGCUGCAGGCGACGCAGGAGGCAGCAGACGCCGGACGGCACGGCGCGUCCUGCGAGCUCCUCUACAGGCGGUGCCCCGAGACUUGA
This is a messenger RNA of Hyalella azteca, 904 nucleotides long. RefSeq lists its product as uncharacterized. The transcript has 5 exons. Bases 407 to 904 code for a protein of 165 amino acids. The record is from RefSeq and is a predicted model, not a curated record. NCBI's taxonomy places the organism in Eukaryota, Metazoa, Arthropoda, Malacostraca, Amphipoda, Hyalellidae.